CACUGGCACUGCAUAGAGGACGGAGGACGCACAAAAGUAGAAAGAAGAUGGAAGACAAAGUCAUUGUUUCAGUUUGUGCUCGUCCAAUCCUGUACGACACCACGAUGGUGUCGUACAGAGAUCGAAACAAGAAGGACCUGGCGUGGGUCGAAGUGGGCGAGGAGACUGGGCUUCCUGUGGACGUAUGUCGCAGAAAGUGGAAGUCUCUGAGGGACAGAUAUAUGAAGGAGAAAAGGAGUGAGAAGGAGGCAAAAAAGAGCGGGUCAGCGGCAGGUACAUCAAAGAAGUGGAAGUUCUUUGUGGUCCUGUCCUUCCUCGACCCAUUCGUCACCCCGAGGGAGACCACUAGCAACCUUCCUCGGGUGGCAGAGGAUGAGAUCGAGGAUGACGGGGCUGCAGAGACUUCGCUGUCUGGGGCAGGAGAGGCAUAUGAGGAGUGCGAUGAGGCAGCAGGGCUAUCGCACAAUGCAGAUCAGCCGUCAGUGAGUGACUCUGACACUGACGAUGCCUCUGCUGCCCCUGUCCCUGCCGCUGACCCUGCCGCUGACCCAAGACCACCGGGCGGGACGAAGAGGAAGAAUGCCAGGAGGGUACCGUGCGGGAGCACCCCAAUACAAGAGGCCAUCCUCCAGGCCCUGCAUAUGGAGGCUGCCCAGACCCCCCCACCACCCCCCCCACCCCAGCUCUCGGAGGACGCAUUCUUCCUCCAGAGCAUACUUCCUUCCCUGGAGAGAUUGCCACGCCAAGCUUGUGCUGAGUUGAAAUUUGAAAUUCACAAGCUCGUAGUUGAAGCCACAAGACGCACUAAUUUGGAACCCAUAUAAUUAUUAAAUAUGCUCAUGCUUAUUUGCAACAGUGGUGGUGACAAUCUCUCCAGGGAACGAACUGGGCUGCUGUGACUAAAAAAUAAGCUGUUUGUGAGAAAGGUAGUUAGUGAGGUAAAUCCUUUCUCACAAACAGCUUAUUUUUUAGGAAGAUGUUAAUGUUCUUGUUCUUGUGUUCUGUUUUAAAUUUAUAAUAUAUUGUUCUAUGUUGUUUUGUUAGUCGUUUUGUACAUAAAAUAUUUUUAAUAACU
Molecule: messenger RNA, 1075 nt
Organism: Gadus morhua (Atlantic cod)
Lineage: Eukaryota; Metazoa; Chordata; Actinopteri; Gadiformes; Gadidae
Exons: 4
Coding region: 48-824 (258 amino acids)
Biological process (GO): regulation of transcription by RNA polymerase II
Cellular component (GO): transcription regulator complex; nucleus
Molecular function (GO): DNA binding
Source: RefSeq, a predicted model, not a curated record